Sphenostylis stenocarpa is the source of this 342-nucleotide messenger RNA. Lineage: Eukaryota; Viridiplantae; Streptophyta; Magnoliopsida; Fabales; Fabaceae. The record is from the annotation of a GenBank genome assembly.
AUGGCCAAUGCUGAAGCCAAAAAACUAGAAGCUUCUGUUCAGAAAACCACUAUUGUUUUUGAGGUGCUGCUUGUAACCAGAAAACAAUCACCAUUAAGAGAAUUGUUAAGCAAGGGAUGGAUGAGGGAAGGUGCUUUAGAGGAUUUUAAUUAUGGUGAAGCAGAGAAUGGAAGUACACUUGAUGAAGUUGUGGUGCAAUGGUUACACACACUUCAUGCAAUGCAAUCUGAGAGAAAGAAAGAAAGAAUGAAUGAAUGUCCCAUUGUAGGAGGACUAACCGAGGCAAGAGUAUUAGCUGGACCUUAUGAUUGCACCCUUUUUCAGGAGCCUUUCAUAAAAUUU